Trypanosoma cruzi is the source of this 1110-nucleotide messenger RNA. Its product is annotated as mucin-associated surface protein (MASP), putative. The record is from RefSeq and is a predicted model, not a curated record. Lineage: Eukaryota; Euglenozoa; Kinetoplastea; Trypanosomatida; Trypanosomatidae. The transcript has a single exon. Bases 1 to 1110 code for a protein of 369 amino acids.
AUGGCGAUGAUGAUGGCUGGCCGUGUGCUGCUGGUGUGUGCCCUCUGCGUGCUGUGGUGCGGUGCUGCCGAUGGUGAUGUUGUUGGUCCCGUAACUUCCGGCGAUCCUGGUGGUGGGCAAUCUCCUCUCGCAGAUGGGAGUCAUGGUGGCAGUGGAGGUAAAAAGGCUGAUAUUUCUCAUGAAAGUAAAAGUGAACCUUUGGUUGCUGCGUCCGGGGAAGAAUCACCAACUGUUCGUAUUGAUCCGGAUGGUGUUUCAAGUCUCUCUGAGGAACAUUUACGCCCGGAAAAAAGAACCUCCAACGGAAAACAGGAAGAGUCACAAUCACCGCCUCAAGAUGCAUCGCCGACUAAAGUGAAUCCAGCAGAAGCACUUGAUUUCCUUCCGCAAGAACGGUUGCUCGGCACACCAGAAAAAGAGGUUAUCACUAAUGGUGGUGGCGGUGGAACUGCGAACGGGGGAAAAGAGGAUACCGACCAGAAUGCCGGGUUAUCCCCUGACAGCAGCGACUCCUCAGUCCCCCCAGUACCACAAGUCAAUCACGUAUUACCACCAGCAGAGCCAUCACCAGCGAUGACCGUUUCAGCAGAAGAAACAAACUCACCAGCACUAACAGGCUCGCAGCAUGCAACUGAGAGAACAAGCACGACCUCACCGUCACACAGUAAAACGGCGCCUGGAGCACCGGAAAAAUCAUCAGGGAAUGGUGAGCCAAACCAACACAGAGAAGACUCAGAAACACCAGGUUCGAUGAAAGAUGGACCUACAAGUCAUCCAGCAGAAACACCAGCACCAUUGGUAUCUACAAGUGGCAGUGAUGGAGCCCAGAAAAAGGAGGACAAGGUUGAUAACAGUGAUCAACGGCCUAACAACAAAGAACCACAAUACGGGCACGAAGAUGGAAAUACCGAGGAUGCUCCCACAGCAAAUGAAACUGCACCACAAACAGCAAAAACGAUCACCACUCAAAAGAAUGUUACAUCUAAGCCUGGCGACAGUGACGGCAGCACCGCGGUCUCCCACAUCACCUCCCCUCUUUCGCUUCUUUUUGUUGUUGCGUGUGCGGCUGCUGCGGUGAUGGCUGUGCCUGCAUGGAGUGUUGUGCGCUGA